AUGUAUCUAUAUAUAAACAAAAGAGCAGGCUUAAACUCAAAUAUACUUUUUUUUUCAUUGAAAAAUGGCUAAACAUCAGAGUACAAACUGGGGCAGAAUAAUGAAUGUAUCAUUAAUUAAGCUGAUUUUAUAAAUAAUCAAGAGAUCUUAGUUAGUGAUAAUGAUAAUCAAAUUCGAAUUUUCGAUGCUGAAAAUUUGAAUAAGGAAAAAUACUUAAGAAAUUGUUCUCAUUGUGUAAACCAUUGCGCAAUUUCAAACCACGUUAUUAUUGCUUGUUUAGACUAACCCUUGAUACUUGGUUUUGAUAGAAGAGACUCGAGACCUUUCCUUACUUUAAAAGGCCAUGUUUGUAAUAAUUUUGUUGCUCAAUUCGAUCCGAUGGACUCAAUGAAAGUGGCUACUUCUGGUGAGGAUAAGAAAUGUUUAAUAUGGGAUUUGAGAAAGCAUCAAGUACCUUUCGAUUAGGUAGAAGCAAUCUCAAAACCCUUCUAUAACAUUUUAUAUAAUAAUCAGGGUCAAUUGAUAUGCAUCGAAAGCGAUGACUUUGUCUAGAUUUUUAACUUGGAGAAUUCAAAGCUAUAUUAAGUCAUUGAUUUCUUUGGGAAAUGUGGUGGAUGCGCCAUCUACAAAGAUAAAAUGUACUUCAAUUUGUAGUCUCAUCGGAAAACGGGCUUAUUUGAGUAUAAUUUAAUUAAUAAUAUUAAAUUUUGA
Messenger RNA from Paramecium tetraurelia, 711 nucleotides. RefSeq lists its product as uncharacterized. NCBI's taxonomy places the organism in Eukaryota, Ciliophora, Oligohymenophorea, Peniculida, Parameciidae. Gene Ontology annotation, molecular function: protein binding. The transcript has 2 exons. The record is from RefSeq and is a predicted model, not a curated record.